Molecule: messenger RNA, 933 nt
Organism: Knipowitschia caucasica
Lineage: Eukaryota; Metazoa; Chordata; Actinopteri; Gobiiformes; Gobiidae
Source: the annotation of a GenBank genome assembly
AUGAUGACUAUUAUCGCCACAUUUGUCUUAAUCUGCGCUGGAAUCACUGGCAUCCACAGUGUAAUUACAGUCAGUCAUGUUGCCAUGGAAGCUGGACGCACUGUGCUGAUCCCAUGUCACUAUGAGGCCGAUUACAGAGACCAUGUGAAAUACCUUUGUCGGGGAGAUUCGGGCGAUUACUGGUGCAUCAUAGAGAUCAAUCAUGGGGUAGACAUUGGAAAUAAAUUUAAGUUGACAGUCACAGCAGAAGCUGAACCAAAGCUGUCUGUGGACUCUCAGUGGAUUUCAGGAUACUAUAACGGCCAAGUAACCGUUGAUUUUAAAUGUGAAGGCUCUGGGAGAAAACAGUGGUGCCGAGUUGGUGGGACCUGUUUAAGUGGGAAUGGAAUAAUGAAAGGGGCACAAGUAUCUAUGGAAAAUAACGACAAGAGGUUUUCUGUCACUAUGUCUGGGCUGAAUGCUGAAAACAUUGGCUGGUACUGGUUUUCUCUGGAUGACCUGCAAAUGCCUGUGUUUUUACAAUUGACUGAAAGGCCAACAACGACCACAAUUGCAACUACUACAACAGAAUCAACGACUGCUUUUGAGUCACAAACGCUUGGAACCCCCAGGCCAGUCUGUGUCACAUCAAGUUUAAAAUCAGCUCUCAUCGCUCUGGGUUUGCUGGUAGUUAUUGUAAUAGUGUCAUUGUUCGCCUGGUUCACACUGAAAAUAAAUUUGAAGAAGACUGAAGCAGAAUCGUCUCCAGAGUGUUCAGACAACCCUGUGUAUAGCAAUGUCACAAAAACGCCAACAUCAAACCAGAAUUAUUGCAGUCCCAAAGAUAAUGACGUUUUGUAUAGUAGUGUGACGUUUAUAAAUAAUCAAGCUUCAAAGAAGGCUGCAAUACAAGAAGAGGAUGUUGUGUACAGUAUAUUGGGUCAUCAACAAUGA